Molecule: messenger RNA, 624 nt
Organism: Striga hermonthica
Lineage: Eukaryota; Viridiplantae; Streptophyta; Magnoliopsida; Lamiales; Orobanchaceae
Source: the annotation of a GenBank genome assembly
AUGGCAUUUUCUCCCCUACAAACAAUCCUCAUUGCCCUCAUUCUCUCCGUCUCGAUUUCCCCUUCGCUUGCCCGUAAACACAAACACAAGCACAAGCACCACCACCGUGAACGAGAUGAGCCCGAAUACAUACCGGACGAUCUAAACCGUGAGCUCAAGGACCUCUGCUCACAAACAGACGACUCCAAAGUGUGCUGGCACAUAAUCGAGCCCGAGAUCAGCCGGUUUAAAGACACGGAUCCUGAUUGCAUAACAGACGUGUUGCUCGACCUAGCAAUAUCAAGGGCCAACGAGAUACACGACGAGCUCAACGGGUACCAUGAGGACUCGAAAAACGACGAACUUAAAGAGAAAUACUUAUCGUGCUCGAAGAAUUAUAACGAUGCUGUUCGAAAUCUGAACCUGGCCAAGACGAACUUGGGAUCGGGGGAUUAUGAGAAUAUUCCGAUACAGAUUGAGGAUACUCAACAGGAGUUGGAAGGGUGCAGGGGAGAGUUUUGUGAGGGUUCGUUCGACCCGGGCCACAUUGGGAACAGGGUCAACGAAUUCGAUCUAUACGUGAAUAUCGUGAAGGUGUCUGUGGACCGGUUGAGGGAUUGGGAUUCGAGGGAGGACAUUGAUUGA